This is a messenger RNA of Effrenium voratum, 2396 nucleotides long. The record is from the annotation of a GenBank genome assembly. Lineage: Eukaryota; Dinophyceae; Suessiales; Symbiodiniaceae.
AUGAACAAGCCGCAGCCAACUCCUGCCAGGUAUCCUUCCCAUGCUCCGGGCCAGCCUCCAGCGUGGCAAUGCACGCGGAAUUUCAACCGCACCUGCCCGGACGGCUUCAAUUUCGAUGGCGCCAUGUGCCACGAGGAUGGCAGCUACAUCAAUCCCAGCAUGACGAAUUGUGCGCAUUUCGAUGCGCGGCGCUGGACCAACCAGAUGAAGGAAGCCUUUGGAGAACACUGCCAUGUGUGGUGGCCUUGUAAGGCCUCCCAGCGAUCCGGCACCCAGAAUCUCCGCAACGGGCCUGUGCGUGGCAUGGCAGCAAGAUGCGCAGUUCGCCGACUUCCUGUAGGCGAGCUGUCAAUGGCGCAGCGGCGGAUCAAAAUGCUGGUUCUGGCUCGGCCCCAAAGAUUCAUCGGCGGCUGCCCCAAGCUCAAAAUCCAGAGUCCUAACAUGGUGCGGCGCGGGACGAUUCGCAUCGUGGGUGCCGUCACAGCGCUGCAGCUAGCCUUGCAAUGCACUUCGCAAGGAGGCGAGAGCUUCGUGCAGUUUCUGAGCAACACGCCAUUGAGCAGUGCUCCCACGGGAAGCUUGACCGAACACAGGGAGUUUCGUAGAACCUCGUUGCAGGGGCCAGCCUAUGUCAUCUCUGGCCUGGUGCUGGCGGGAGUCACGUGGAGCGUCUUCCGCCGCAGGACGACAGGUUUCAAAAGCUCGCAGCUGCUGUCUUCCAAGCACGACGUGCUGAUCGCGCGUGUGCAGGUGAUAGGUGCGUGCUGCAUCAUCAUUCUGCAAUACGCCCUGCUGCAAAUCUUUGGCAUCUACAGCCAAGAGAUGCUGACUGCAGGUGAGGCGAACAAGCUCUACGCGGCAGCGAAUUGGGGCGCCUGCGCUUUGGCAGCGCCUGCUGGGCUGUGCUUUGAUGCCCUGGGGCCAGCAUGGUCCUCGCUCCUGGGCGGCCUCUUCAGCUCCAUGGGGCUGGCGGCUGCCGCGCUGGCCCUGGCGAGGCCGAGUCCCUCGAUUCAGCUUGCCAGCGCUGGAUACCUUGCGUUUGGCUUCGGCGCCACGUUGCUGAACACGGUUGGGCUGUUGGCAGCGGUGCGGGCGGCACCCCCGAAGCAGUCCGGCAAGAUCGCCGCAGGCGUCCUGUGCGCGUUGGCUUUGGGCAUGAGUUUCCACACGGCAGUGCAUGCCAAGUGGUUUCGAGGGCUGCCCUGGCAGUUUCUUCAGUACCAGAUCAUCUACAGCAUUUUUGCUGGCCUGCUUGGCGUCCUGGUGUUUCGCUCGCGUGCCUGGACAUUGGCAGUCCAGGAGGAUGUCCAGGAGAGUAGGGAAGUUGAGGCGACUGACAGCUCCAACAGUGUGAGCUCACCAUGGAGCAGGAUUCGCGGCAUCCUUUCUGCAAAGGAGUUCCCUUGGCUGGCGGCCGUGCACUUGGUUCCCAUCGCCUUCUCCUUUGCGUGGCUGGGGAAUUGGACGGUUUGCGCUCAAUGCCUGCACCUGCCUUCCCAGGACCAGAUCCGCAUUGGCCUCAGCCUGGGGCUCUUCUCCGCCAUGGGGCGUUUGCUCUGCGGCCUCCUUGCAGACUGGGCGCCAGCUGGCAGAGGCCAGCCGAGAAUGCCGCCGAACAAGGGGCGCCAAUCCGUGAAGGGCUGUGUCGGCAUGGAGCUGGGCUUCCUCGGAAGCACGGGACUCUUCCUGGUUGCCUUUAUCCUCCUAUUGUUCGACCAGCGCCGUUGGUUCGAGGCAGCCAUGCAGCUGAUGUGCCUGGGCUACGGGGGCGUCUUGUGCCUGGCGCCCGUGGCCUUGCGCAGCGGCUUCGCCGCGGAGGACCUAGGUACAGUUUUUGGCCUUCUCUACCAAUGUUUGGCUGUGACGUUUACGAUCUUUAAUUGGGCAGCAGUGCCCUCACGGCAUUGCGCAGGGUCCUCGUGCUUCAAGGAGUUCUUCGUUGUUUCAGGAGUCCUCCACGCAGGAUGCACGCUGUGGGCCGCAGCCCGGCUGGCUCGCUCGCUUAAGAGGAAGCCAGAUCCGUGCUCUCCGAGGCCCGCCCAAGCGUGAGCAAAGGCAGCCGAGGGUAUCGAAUGGCAACUGCAAAGAGUAGGUUUGUUCUUUGCCUCAUUUAAGCUUGGUCAAAGACCGGCUGAAUAUCAGGAGCAGUUUUCCCAAUAUAUAUACAAUACCUACCACCAAUACCCAAGCGCCGCACAUGACGCAGCGCGAAUUCAUGCAGGCUGACAGAUUCCCGGCCUUUCGUGUGCCUCAGAUCCCAGCAUUUAGCUGCUCUUCGAUGCUGGGACACGUGGCGCCGUUUCCAAGCUGGGGGCUUGACGCAGCUCGGAGCUUGCAAUGUGCAGUCCGGGAUGUGGCAGUCCGUGGCAUAGAGGUCCAGGACAGCUUGGCUGGCG